UUUAUUUUUUUUUCCCCAUCCCGCUCUCAAAUCCAGGGAGACGCUUCCGAAGCGGGGCGAGCGCUGAUCUUACGUAAAUGGUGCUGCGCCAAGGAGGGCAGCCCCCCUGCCAGCCCCGGGCCAGGGGAGCGUCCGCCGGUGCCGCUCGCCCUGCCUAGCGGCCGGGUCCCUCGCUGCCGCUGCAGCCCGGCCUGAGAUCCGCUCUAGCACCGGCAGCUGCACCGGCACCGACGGUGACAAGCGGCGAGUACAGCCGGUAGUCCGCAGACCCAUCCCCGGCGGCUUUCGGCUCCUCCGCGGACCGGCUGCGGGGAUGCUGCGGAGCGUCGGAUCUCGCGGCGUGGAGGGCGCUAUGUCAGAGAGAUAACGCAGUUCUGCCAGCAGCCCGGGGCCACUCUCGGUGCCAGCCCUCCCCCGGGACCUGGCUGCCUGGGAGCCACUCGCUUCUCGGCGGCCGGACUGGCAGUGGCGGCGAGGCCGGGGAGCCGCGGGGCGAGGCCCGGCGGGGCGGGGGAGCGUCUGCCGGCCGAGCCGGGGCACCCCGCCUGCGGGGGCCAAGCGGCCGGGAGGCUGAGGAGCGCCGGCAGCAGAGGCGGGGAGGAGGAGGGCAGCGCCAUGACUCAUUUGCAGGCAGGUCUCUCCCCGGAGACUCUAGAGAAAGCCCGGCUGGAGCUGAAUGAGAACCCUGACACCUUGCACCAGGACAUCCAGGAGGUGCGGGACAUGGUGAUCACCCGGCCGGACAUCGGCUUCCUCCGCACCGACGAUGCCUUCAUCCUGCGGUUCCUGCGGGCCAGGAAGUUUCAGCACUUCGAGGCAUUUCGCCUCCUGGCCCAGUACUUUGAAUAUCGCCAGCAGAACCUGGAUAUGUUCAAGAGCUUCAAGGCUACAGACCCGGGCAUCAAGCAGGCACUGAAGGAUGGUUUCCCCGGUGGGCUGGCUAACCUGGACCACUACGGCAGGAAGAUCCUUGUCCUUUUUGCUGCCAACUGGGACCAGAGCAGGUACACGCUGGUGGAUAUUUUGCGCGCCAUACUUCUUUCUUUAGAAGCCAUGAUAGAAGACCCUGAGCUUCAAGUGAAUGGAUUUGUUUUGAUUAUAGACUGGAGCAACUUCACCUUCAAGCAGGCCUCCAAGCUCACACCAAGCAUGCUUAGAUUAGCCAUAGAGGGCCUUCAGGACAGCUUUCCAGCUCGGUUUGGAGGAAUACAUUUCGUCAAUCAGCCGUGGUAUAUCCAUGCUCUCUACACAGUAAUACGUCCCUUUCUAAAGGAGAAGACACGAAAAAGGAUAUUCCUGCAUGGUAAUAACCUCAACAGCCUGCAUCAGCUAAUACACCCCGAGAUCCUGCCUUCAGAGUUUGGAGGAAUGUUGCCCCCCUAUGACAUGGGGACAUGGGCAAGAACACUGCUUGACCACGAAUACGAUGAUGACAGUGAAUGCAAUGUGGACUCCUACAACACUCCAGCAAAGGAUGUAGAAAAGGACCUCUCUCCCAAAUCGAUGAAAAGAUCUCAGUCAGUUGUGGAUCCUGGAGUACUGAAACGCAUGGAUAAGAAUGAGGAAGAAAACAUGCAGCCUUUACUUUCACUUGACUAACGGUUUCUGACCAUCGGACAUGAACUGAGGUGGAAGGCGCUGCCUCUCAGCAACAAGCAAACCAUUGGGAAAGAGUACCAGCUGGAAUCCUAUUUACUUAUGUUAAUGUAGCAUGAUGGCAGCAGGCAGCAGGUUUUACUAUUCUGCCUGAAUUCUGGAUGUGAAAAAGAAGAGGAGAAAAGAAGGAAAAUAAAAUGAAAAAAAAAAAAAAGGAGGAAUCAAUAAUUUAUUCUGUAAGUGCCAACUUGUUUGUAAAUACGAUAUAAUCCUCCAAUUUGACUUUGUAAGUUAUGGUAAACAAAUGCUAUGGAAAUUAAUGACUAUUAAAUAUGUCAGUGAAGUGCACCAUAGAAAAGAGAAGAAAAUGUGUGUGCACUCACACAUGCACACACAUACAUGCAGAGAAACACAUACCGGACAAAGAAAAAUAUCAAAGCCAAUUAAAUGUCCUUCUCAUAGGAAGCCAUAUUGCAGCUAGUGUAUUGACUGCUAUUUUGUUUUCUCUUGCAAUGCUCAUAUAGUGUACAAGGAUAAAGAGGGAAGAACUCAGAGAUGCUGUAAUCAGUCGAAUAUGUCCUAACUGUAGGAAUUUAUUUCCCAAAUAAUGUUAUGGUUUAGGAUUGUGAUUUAUCAUCAACCAUGUAGCAUUGUGAAAAAGGUAACAGAUGAGCUGGAAACAACUCUUUGACAGCUUUGGUUUUGGCUCUGUGGAUCUGUGAGGUUUCAUCCUUAACUUUUCAUUUACAGUUUGCAAAUAACCUGGCUUGUUACCCUAAUCUGGGUGUUGUCAUGUGGGACACAUUGGAGUUACUUCUCUUGCAUUUUGGGUGCACGUCAAGAAUUUUUCCAGAACUCUGUUCUCCGCUGGAAUGAGAAAGUGGUCUUCUAAAUACAGCGUAAUAACUGGUAUUUGAAGUAAAGCGUGACAGCAGAGGUUAAAAGUUAAUAACUGAAUUCUGUGCACUGGGAGACGGGAUACAUAUAUAUAUAUUUCCCAAUCUCUGCCAAGCAUACAAGGUGACAUUGUUAAGACAAGUAUAUUUAAUUGAAGGUUUAUACAAGAAAUCAUACCUAUUCAAUGUACUUAGAUAUAUUAUAGAUUGUAUAUUGAGACAAUGUCAUUAUUAAUAGAGUAAGACUUUCCAUAGAACAACAGCAUCCCACUCCAAGCAAGGAUUAAUAUGAAUAAGUUGUAGUCAAACAUCUCAGCCUAUGUGUUUAGGACACUUUUGUUUUGGUUGUAUUGUAACUGUAUAUAUUGAACAUGUGCCAUACUAGGGAAAUACAUUUUACCUCAAAAGGGCAGCAGCUUUUGCUAGGGAUUGGAUAAAUCACCUGAACCACAGGGACUGUGUCAUCUUUGUGUGCUGGUACAUGUGCAGCCUGUUGUAUGCUAAGGCAAGAAUGCCAUUUUGUAUUAGGACUUAGUUCUGCAAUCAGAGUGAGAAGACACAGGGUGCCCACCAAGACAUCUGUGUGGUCAGGUAUUGUAAGACCAUGUCUUACAGUAAUGCAGGGAUUAGUUAAGAACACACUAACCACAGUGGAGGAGACAGCUCUGAGCAAGCCUGCCACCAGAGUUUAAAGAAUUUCUUGUAUCACAUCAGUGAUCGCUGAAGUUUCAGCCACUGAUUGUAAGUCACCUCUCCUCACCCAGGAUGAUUGCAGCUGUAAGAUUUAAUAGGUUGGGAUGAAUUAAGAGACAGGAGAGUGAAAUCUUGGAAGUGUGUCAUCUCAAGGGGUUAAGCUGUAACUUCUGUGGUGGCAGUUUGGUAUUUCUCAGGGCUGAGAGAACGCUGUCUCUUACAACAUCACCCUAGAUUAGCCCAGGCAGCACACCUGAUAAAGCUUUCCUACUUUGCAGUUCAUUAGCAACACUGAUAAAUAGCAUAUGCCCCAACAUGCCAGUGCAUUAAAGGAACUUUGAUUAAGGAACUGAACAAGUCGUUGCCUUUCUGCUCUUCUAAUUUCAUGAUACAUGUGAUGAAAUGCAAAGAGAAAAGAUAGGGAGCCUGAACAUCUUUUCAGUCUGUCCUACAAGUUUUCAGUAGUAGAAUUGGUUUUAAUACAACUUCUAUGGUUUGAGAGACUUAAAAGAUUGAUGAAUUAUUAUAUACUAUUUUAUUCAGUCCUAUUUUUCACAUACCUUGUAACAUCAUGCUGGCUAUGUGCAAUUUGUCUCUAAGAUUUGCAUAAGUGCUGUAUUUGAAUGUAUGUUAUAUAUGCCCACUCUUACGGUUACUAGAAUAGUAUAUUGUCAUCAAUCUGAUUUUUAAAUCCUUAUCAGAUAAAACUCUAACAUUGGUAGAAAUUUUCUCCUUGUAAGGGCUUCAGGAUAUAGUCAGUAUCCCAUACGUAUGCAAACUGUGACACAGUGGUGAUCAAAAUCU
Messenger RNA from Neopsephotus bourkii (Bourke's parrot), 3989 nucleotides. It is a transcript of the gene CLVS2, whose product is annotated as clavesin 2. Lineage: Eukaryota; Metazoa; Chordata; Aves; Psittaciformes; Psittacidae. Gene Ontology annotation, molecular function: phosphatidylinositol bisphosphate binding. Gene Ontology annotation, cellular component: membrane. Bases 616 to 1599 code for a protein of 327 amino acids. The record is from RefSeq and is a predicted model, not a curated record. The transcript has 5 exons.